This is a messenger RNA of Cotesia glomerata, 2202 nucleotides long. It is a transcript of the gene PIG-Z, whose product is annotated as GPI mannosyltransferase 4. Gene Ontology annotation, biological process: GPI anchor biosynthetic process. Gene Ontology annotation, cellular component: endoplasmic reticulum membrane. Gene Ontology annotation, molecular function: alpha-1,2-mannosyltransferase activity. NCBI's taxonomy places the organism in Eukaryota, Metazoa, Arthropoda, Insecta, Hymenoptera, Braconidae. The record is from RefSeq and is a predicted model, not a curated record. The transcript is spliced from 4 exons. Bases 139 to 2187 code for a protein of 682 amino acids.
AAAAAUAAAUAAAAGUAAAUAAAUAGGUUAUUGUUAUUACCUAGCGCUUUGUAAAUAAUGGAUGUUCAUUUUGAUAUUAUUUUUAAUUGCUGACGAAAAAUGUGACGUUGAUUUGUUGUAAAAUUAAAAAAUAUAUGAAUGAUGACGUUGAAGGAUUUGCUAAGACGAUUCACUAGGACAACAACAAGUAAAUCUAGUCAGGAAAAAACGAAGAAAGUUGAAAAAAAACCAUCUCUUAUUGUGUAUUGGAUUCUUGCUGGGUUUAGAAUUCUGCUCACUUUGCUUCCGCAAACUGGGUACAUUCAUCCUGAUGAAUAUUUUCAAUCAAUAGAAGUAAUCGCAGGCGAUCGCUUCGACAUAGACGUGUACAAGCCAUGGGAAUACAACACAACAUUCCCAAUAAGAUCGGCAUUUGUAUCCCAAGUGAUAAUAGGAGUCCCAUACUCCAUAAUAAACGUGCUAUCUCCAUAUCUAUGGUACUAUUUUCAAGUAAAAAUCAGGACACCGUACUUCCUGGCGACAGUUCCACGACUAGCAAUAUGUAUCCUGUCAUUCUUAUCAGAUUACUGUCUCUUCAAACUGUGCCAGAUCUGCAAGCUGAACUAUCGAUCGCGAUUAAUAAUUUAUGCAAGUUCCUACGUCAUGAUGAUUUACGCCACGCGUACUCUCUCAAAUUCCAUAGAAUUAAUUUUAAAUACUUUAUUAAUUUACUAUGUCUCACGAUGCAUCGUAUACUCUGAGCAAGUGGUCAUCCAGAGUGACCACUUCAAAAAUGCCUAUGACAAGGCUCAGAAUAUUGUAGAACGAGUAAAGUACUACAAAUUGCGAGCAUCGCUUCCUUCGCACUCGCUCAAUCAUUGCCUAGUCCUUGCGACUCUUACAGUACUUGGUAUUUUUAACCGUCCCACAUUUAUUGCUUAUGCAUUUCCACCAAUUUUCUUCUGGCUUCAACGAGGACUAGGCUCUCGUAGUGUCAAUCUCUGGGAUUUUCAUGUACGGAUUAUUAUGUUUAUUCUCUGUGGUAUUCCAGUAACUUUAUUUUUAAUAAUAGUUGACAGUUUUUAUUUUGGAUACUUGACACUUGGAGAAAUAAUUAAUUUAGAUGUAGGAUUUAAAAAUAUUAUUGUAACACCAUUGAAUUUUUUGAGGUAUAAUUCUGUGACAGAUAAUCUCGCUGACCAUGGAUUACAUCCAAGAUACUUGCAUUUUUUAGUUAAUGUACCACUUUUAUUUAAUAUUAUAGGCAUUAUUGCUCUUGCCGUCGGCUUAAAAAUGAUUCACAGCAUUACAAAAAGACACUGGUUGGAGCUACCACGGAUCCAAAGUAUCGAAAGCUUGAUGACAGCUUGCUUCAUAUUACCAAUUGGACUUUUAUCACUAUUUCCUCACCAAGAGCCAAGAUUUAUCAUUCCAGUAAUUUUUCCUAUCGUAUUUCUCUACUCUCCAAUAAUUGAACGCAGCAAUAGAUUAUUAGCUUGUAAAAAUACCCGAGAAAUAGUGGGACUAGUAAAAAAAAAUAUUGGAGUAAGAAGGCUUCAGUACCUCUGGGGCAUAAGCAAUAUUUUACUGAUAAUUUUCUACGGAUUUCUCCACCAAGGAGGAGUGCUACCUCUUACUAGGCAUGUAGCAAGAGAACUUAAAGCCAAACCCGAGCUUACACACAUUCAUCUCUUUACUUCCUACACCUACUCGCUGCCCACAGCUCUUUUGCAACUGAGAAACACAAAGAGGACUUACACGAGCUCGGAUCAACAUCGCUAUAAGCUUAAGCAAGAUUUCUUUCUCUACGAGCAAGGCAGCAAAGCAAUGAGCGACGUACUUGGUAUAAUUAAUUCCAAGAUUGUCGAGUGUGAAGCUAAGUUGAAGAGUGAUAAAAUUCCUUACAGAAUUUAUUACGCAAUGCCUUUUAAUUCAUUAAGUAAUUUUAUUAAUGAGCACAAUCUCGCUGUUAAUGGUACAAAUAAUUUAACUUUUAGUACUGUUAGUAUUUUUUAUCCGCAUUUAACAACCGAAAAGUUACCUCUGUUAAAUUUCACAAGCAAUUUUGAGUGUUUUUUGGUUGACAAAUUAGAAGUUUGUUUUGAAAAAUUUAUUUCGAAUUUAUUAAAUCGUUUUGUACAAUUUUUCAAAAAUUUUGGCCUAUUAGUCAUUCGGAUACAAUAUUCUAAAAAUAUUGAUAGUAUUUAGGAUAUUAAUUAAUCU